UGAGAGGGCGCGGGAUGGCGGCCGCCUGUCGUCGAUUGGCAGCUUUCCGCACAGGAUAUUAUUGUGGUGGGGGCUUUUGUCGCAUCAUGGUCGCCAUCUACCACCGUGCAAAGGGACUUGUUGGAUCUUCUGGAUUGCUUUCAGUCUUUAGCUUGCGGCAAAAUCAACAGCAGCAAAGGAACCUUUCCUUGCACGAAUACCUGAAUAUUCGAUUACUGGAGGAUGCUGGUAUCUCUGUACCAAUGGGGAAAGUUGCCUCUACGCCACAAGAGGCAUAUGAUGCAGCCAAAGUAAUUGGCUCAAGAGAUUUUGUUGUAAAGGCACAGGUUUUGGCUGGUGGCAGAGGAAAGGGGGUAUUUGAAGGAGGUCUGAAAGGAGGAGUUCAAAUUGCUUACUCUCCAGAACAAGCCCAGGAUAUUACUUCCCAAAUGAUAGGAAAGAAGUUAUUCACGAAACAAACGGGUGCAAAAGGAAGAAUAUGCAACAAGGUAUUGAUCUGUGAGCGAAGGUACACCAGGAAAGAAUAUUACUUUGCGAUAAUACUGGAUAGGAUAUUUCAGGGGCCAAUAUUAAUAGGCAGCUCUCAGGGAGGAGUUAACAUAGAAGAGGUAGCAAUGCAAAGCCCUGAAGCAAUUGUGAAAGAACCUGUUGAUAUACUCAAAGGUGCCACGAAAGAACAAGCUAUCAAGCUUGCAAAGAAAAUGGGAUUUCCUCCUGAUGUUAUAGAAGAUGCAGCAGAGACUAUGAUCAAAUUAUAUGAGAUAUUUGGUAAAUAUGAUGCCAGCAUGGUAGAGAUAAAUCCUAUGGUGGAGGAUGCCUCUGGAAUUGUAAUGUGCAUGGAUGCAAAAAUCAACUUUGAUUCUUAUGCUGCCUUCCGGCAGAAGGAUAUUUUUGCCCAGCAGGACUGGAGUCAAGAAGAUGCACAGGACAAACAAGCAGCUGAUUCAGAUCUUAAUUACAUUGGGCUGGAUGGAAAUAUUGGUUGUUUGGUAAAUGGUGCAGGGCUAGCAAUGGCCACAAUGGAUAUCCUUAAGCUUCAUGGAGGUGCACCUGCCAAUUUUCUGGAUGUAGGUGGUGGAGCUACAUCUCAGCAAGUGACAGAGGCAAUUAAACUAAUUACUUCAAACAAAAUGGUAGUCGCUAUUCUGGUAAACAUAUUUGGUGGCAUCAUGCGCUGUGAUAUAAUUGCUAAAGGUAUUAUUCUAGCUGUGGAAGACUUGGAUUUGAAGAUCCCUAUAGUUGUGAGAUUGCAAGGUACACAAGUUGAUGAUGCCAAAGCACUGAUUGCUGCCAGCAAUCUCAAGAUCCUAGGCUGUGAUGACUUAGAUGAAGCAGCUAAAAUGGUUGUAAAGCUUUCAGAAAUCAUGUCAUUGGCAAAGGAGGCCCAAGUGGAUGUCCAUUUCCAGCUGCCAGUUUGAGAUGAUUAAAUAAAUUCCUGUGGUGUUAUACAAAUGGUGUUUAAAUCCCUCGUGUCUUUGUGAAGGGUCUCUUGGCCAAGAUUCAUAAUUGUACACAUCAUAUUGCCUUGUAGCAUGGUUUUGUUAGGCAUCUUGUUUUGUUUAGUUUCGCUGUGCAGACUGUGUAGGUUUUUUAAUUAUUACAGAUAUUAUUUGAAAUUUGCACACGUAUUGAGCUUCACCUGAAACUGUGCAGGCAUAGAUAGGUUUUUAAAUUAUUAUGGAUAUUUUUUAAGUACCAAUGUGUUCGAUAGGUUGAUGUUGAAGUAUAACCGUGUAACCAGAUCUGAACUGAUCCAUGAUUUUCAUAACCUGCCUUCUGACUUGGUAACCUGUACUUGCUGUUUAAAAGAAUUACUAUCUGUGUACAUGUCCACAAUUUUUCUUUGAUGUAUUUUGUGGAAACCAUUUGAACUAUCAAGCCUUGAGUCUUCUUCUGAAAAGCACCAAAGUUAUUAAUGAACUUUCCUAACAUCUUCUCGUACAAUUUCUAUAAAACAAUAGAAAAUAAGGAAAAGUGGUCCGUUGUGGAAAAAGGUUAGUGUUCAAACAUGUUCCUGCUGUAUUUUUUUCUCAAUAAAGUCAAAACUUCAAAGUUCAAAGUAUUUUUUUUAUUAUCAGAGUACAUACACUGUAAGUCGCCAUGUACAACCCUGAGAUUUAUUUUUCUGCGGGCAUACUCAGCAGAUCUAUAGAACAGUAACUAUAACAGUAUAAGAUGAUGAGAGGCAUUGAUCGUGUGGAUAGUUGG
Molecule: messenger RNA, 2208 nt
Organism: Mobula hypostoma (lesser devil ray)
Lineage: Eukaryota; Metazoa; Chordata; Chondrichthyes; Myliobatiformes; Myliobatidae
Product: succinate--CoA ligase [ADP-forming] subunit beta, mitochondrial-like
Exons: 11
Coding region: 15-1418 (467 amino acids)
Biological process (GO): succinyl-CoA metabolic process; tricarboxylic acid cycle
Cellular component (GO): mitochondrion; succinate-CoA ligase complex
Molecular function (GO): succinate-CoA ligase (ADP-forming) activity; ATP binding
Source: RefSeq, a predicted model, not a curated record